AUGCAGAAUACGCUGCGCGCGAAUUUGACACCAGAGAUGCGCGAUAACAUGGCGUCGAUGCUUCAGUCGGCGCUUCAAGGUGAUGGCGGCAUGCCGGGCGGCUCCAUCGGCAUGAUGGCAUUUGGCAUGGGUGAAAAUGAAAAAGGGAAGAAGGUGGCUCGUGCUGCAAAGCUGUCUUACGACCUCAAGACAGGCAAAGUGAACAAGGAUUUUGUGGAGGAGCAACUUGAACCAGAUGACAUCAGUCUGCCAAAGGAAACGGUGGAGGACUACAAUACCGAAGGUGCGUUGGAGGUUGAGUUUGUCGAGGAUCAGAAGAGGGUUGAUGCCUGCGCUGGAAAAGUCGAGACCAUCUCCGCAGCUGAGAUUGAAGUCGAACCGAAGGAAACCACGUCAUAG
Leishmania braziliensis MHOM/BR/75/M2904 is the source of this 399-nucleotide messenger RNA. RefSeq lists its product as hypothetical. The coding region runs from base 1 to 399 and encodes 132 amino acids. Lineage: Eukaryota; Euglenozoa; Kinetoplastea; Trypanosomatida; Trypanosomatidae. The record is from RefSeq and is a predicted model, not a curated record. The transcript has a single exon.